AUGUCGCGGCUCUCCCUUUCCCUCCUGGCUGCCACCUCAGCCGCCUCAUACGCACCCAUGAGCUCGCAUCCUCGGCUUUGGUCGGAGGCUCCUCUUGCGGCACCAGCUCCACCCCACCGGCGGUGCCCAUUCCGGACCUCGGUGCCGGCAAGAGCGGCGCCGCUGGCUGCGGUCCGUGACCAGGAGGAGGACGCCACGUCGCUCUCCUCGCGCUCUCGCUUCCUCGCCGCCUCUGCCGCAACGGGCGCCUGCACCGGCGCCGCGGUGUCCGGCUUCAAGCUGAGCAUCGUCGCGUGCGCGGUGGCGCUGUUUGGAGCAGACACGACCGCGGGGUGGACCGGCUGCGGCGCCCGUCGCGGCGCGGCCAUGCUGCUGCUGCCCGCGGUCGGCGGGGUCGCCGUCGCCGUCUUGCGGGCGCUGAGCCCGGGCGGACGGUUCGGCCCCGGCCUUGCGGAGCACGUGGCCGAGGUCGAGUCGGGGGUGCCACUCCGGACGGCCGCCUUUGCGACACGAGCGGCGGCUUCGGCGGUUACCCUCGGCAGCGGCAACUCGCUCGGCCCCGAGGGUCCCUCGGUCGAGAUCGGCUGCGGCGUCGCCCGCCUGGUCGGGUCGGUGGCGGCGAGGCGGGGCUGGAAGGGCGCGGCGCACCUGCAGAGGAGGUCGAGGCAGAUGCUCGCGGUGGGGGCGGCGGCCGGUGUCGCGGCCGGCUUCAACGCGCCCCUCGCCGGCGUCUUUUUCGCGCUCGAGAUUGUGGCGGCGGCGGUGCGGUCUGCGGUGGACGAGGGCGGCGGGGGCGGCGGCGAGGCGGACGCGCUUGGCGUCGGCUCUGCGUCCGAGGUCGGGUCCGUGUCGGAGCUGGAGGCGAGGCGCGACUCUGCAGAGCUGGACGCAAAGUCCCGCACCGCCAUCUCCGGCGUCGUCCUCUCGAGCCUCGUCUCAGCGGUCGUUGCGCAGGAGGUGCUCGGCAGCGGACACGCCCUCCCUCCGGGAGGCUGGCCCGUCCGGCUGCGCUGGACCGCCCUGCCCGUCUACGCGGGGCUCGGCGCGGUCGCGGGGGUGACCGCGCUCGCCUUCAAGCGCACCACCGCCGCGCUCCGCGCCCUCUUCGUGGACGACGGCGCCGGGGGCGGAGGGCCCCUCCGCGCCGUCCCGCCGAUGGCGCGCCCCGCCCUCGGCGGCCUCUGCUGCGGGGCGAUCGGCCUCGCCUUCCCGCAGGUCCUCUUCUCGGGCUACGCCACCCUGGACGCGAUCGUGCAGUCGCUGCCGCUGAGCGCCGCCACGCUCAACGCCGCGCUCGGCUCGCCCCUCGCCGGCGCUGCGGCGGGCGGCGGCCCCGCCCUGCCUGGCGCCGGCCUGCUGGUCGCCAAGCUGGUCGCCACCUCCGGCUGCGUGGCGAGCGGGCUCGUCGGCGGCACCUUCGCCCCCUCCCUCCUCCUCGGCGCCUCCCUCGGAGUUGUGUACCACCAGGCGGCCGCGCGGGCCCUCGCCCUCCUCGCCUCCGCCGUGCCCGCCCUCGCUGGCGCAACCUCCGUGGCAAACGCGCCCACCUUCGCCAUGGUCGGCGGCGCCGCCUUCCUGUCGAGCGUCUUUGGCGCGCCGCUCACGUCGGCGCUCCUCCUCCUCGAAGUCGCGACCUUGGCGCUCCUCCUCUUCGAGCUCACGCGCGGCUACGAGCUCGUGCUGCCGCUGCUCUGCGCCGCGGGGACGGGGCCGGUGGUGAUGGAGGGCGUCGAGCAGCGCCUCGACGCGGCGCGCAGGCGGCGGGCGCGGCGCUCGAGCGGCGAGGCGAGCGGCGAGGCGCCGCCAGCCGCCGCCGCCGCCGAGCAAGGCGCGGCUGCGAACGUGAGCGCCUCGCUCCUGCCCACGGUUCCGCCGGACUGCGACGUGGAUUAUCAGAUCGUCUGCAGAGCAGAGCCCUGA
Molecule: messenger RNA, 1920 nt
Organism: Emiliania huxleyi CCMP1516
Lineage: Eukaryota; Haptophyta; Isochrysidales; Noelaerhabdaceae
Gene: CLC-1
Product: voltage gated chloride channel
Exons: 4
Coding region: 1-1920 (639 amino acids)
Biological process (GO): chloride transport; transmembrane transport
Cellular component (GO): membrane
Molecular function (GO): voltage-gated chloride channel activity
Source: RefSeq, a predicted model, not a curated record